This is a messenger RNA of Chelmon rostratus (copperband butterflyfish), 4528 nucleotides long. RefSeq names its product small G protein signaling modulator 3 (gene sgsm3). Gene Ontology annotation, molecular function: protein binding. NCBI's taxonomy places the organism in Eukaryota, Metazoa, Chordata, Actinopteri, Chaetodontiformes, Chaetodontidae. The transcript is spliced from 21 exons. The record is from RefSeq and is a predicted model, not a curated record. The coding region runs from base 237 to 2504 and encodes 755 amino acids.
UUUAAAGCGUGCAAGGAUACAACGGAGCUACACGUCGCUAGCAGGUGCACAACGCAGGGAAAUCACAAAUACGAGACGAAAGAUGACAUAGCAUACGGCGUCUUCCCAUUUCGGCCACAAACCAUAACCCUGUGCUUUCACCAGAAUAAUGUCACGGGUGGGUGCAAUCUGCUGACCUUUCUCCAGAGUGAGUGUGGUGUUUGUGUAUAGAAGCCGUUCACUCUACUACCAGUACAAUGUCAGGUACCUACACACCAGCCCCUGGUGGGCCAUUCUCUGCUCUCACCCCCAGCAUGUGGCCCCAGGAUAUUUUGGCCAAGUACCAUCAAAAAGACCCAUCCGAACAGCCUGAACUCCAGUAUGAUGAGUUUGGCUUCAGAGUGGACACUGAAGAUGGCGGGAAGUCGAAGUCCUGGCUGGGCACUGAAGGCUCACCCCAGCGUGAAGACCCCCAGCAGCGAUUACGCUGGCAAGCCCACCUGGAGUUCACUCACAACCACACAGUGGGUGACCUGACCUGGGAUCUGAUUGAUCCCGUCCUUCCACGCUCUGAGCGUUUGCGCUCCCUGGUGCUAGGUGGCAUACCUCACAGCAUGAGGCCUCAGCUUUGGAUGCGUCUGUCCGGAGCACUGCAGAAGAAGAGGACCACUGAGAUCUCUUACAGAGAAAUUAUUAAGAACAGCUCCAACGAUGACACCACUACAGCUAAACAGAUAGAGAAGGACCUGUUACGGACUAUGCCAACCAACGCGUGUUUCAGUAGUCUGACCAGUGUUGGAGUGCCGAGGCUGAGACGGGUACUGAGGGGCCUGGCCUGGCUCUACCCAGACAUUGGGUAUUGUCAGGGCACUGGCAUGGUGGUUUCCUGCCUCCUGCUCUUUCUUGAGGAGGAGGAUGUGCUAUGGAUGAUGUGUGCCCUGAUCGAAGACCUCCUUCCGCCGUCCUACUUCUCUUCCACUCUGUUGGGCGUACAGACGGACCAGAGGGUUCUCCGCCAGCUCAUUGUUCAGUACCUGCCAGCCCUCGACCGCCUUCUGCAGGAGCAUGACAUAGAGUUGUCGCUGAUCACACUGCAUUGGUUCCUGACAUCCUUUGCCAGUGUGGUAGACAUACGUCUGCUCCUUCGGAUCUGGGACCUGCUCUUCUACCAGGGCUCACUGGUGCUCUUCCAGGUCACACUGGGCAUGCUCAAGAUCAAGGAGGAGGAGCUCGUAUCAUCCGAGAACUCUGCUUCCAUUUUUAAUACUCUGUCGGACUUGCCAAGCCAGUUGAGAGAUGGGCCUGCAGUUCUUGGGGAGGCUAUGAGGCUAGCCGGGACACUAUCCCAGGAAACACUGGAAGCCCACCGACAUAAGCACCUAGCCUACAUCCUAAAUGAACAGACACAGCUCAACAAUGGAAACAACACAACCCUCAACACGAAUCUCAACAAGGUGGUGAGGAGACAGUCCCUGCGCAGGAAGUCCACACUGAGCUCCCUGCUGUUUGGGGAAGAUGAGGCAGAGGCUUUGAAAUCCAAGAACAUUAAGCAGACCGAACUGGUGGCAGCCCUGCGCGAGGCCAUAGCCCGCACCGCAGAGCACUUCCACUGUCUGGACCCACAUCACUCCAGCACUGACCUGACUCCUGACUACUCCAUGGAGAGCCACCAGCGAGAUCAUGAAAACUUUCUUGUGGUUUCUCGCAACCGGCGGAGACGGGCAAAGGCUUUGCUGGACUUUGAAAGACACGAUGACGACGAACUGGGAUUCAGGAAGAAUGACAUCAUCACUAUUAUCUCACAGAAGGAUGAACACUGCUGGGUUGGAGAGCUCAAUGGCCUUAGAGGUUGGUUUCCUGCCAAGUUUGUGGAGAUCCUAGAUGAAAGAAGCAAAGAGUACUCAUUAGCAGGUGAUGACUCUGUGACAGAGGCAGUGACAGACCUGGCCAGGGGCACAUUGUGUCCUGCCCUGAAGGCCAUAUUUCAGCACGGCCUCAAGAAACCAUCUAUACUGGGAGGGCCUUGUCACCCUUGGUUAUUCAUAGAAGAAGCAGCCAGCAGAGAGGUAGAGAGGGACUUCAACUCUGUCUACUCCAGACUGGUGCUGUGUAAAACCUACAGGUUAGAUGAAGAUGGGAAAGUGCUGACUCCAGAGGAGCUGUUAUACAGAGCAGUGCAGUCAGUCAACAUGAGCCACGACUCUGCACACGCUCAGAUGGAUAUUAAGUUUAGGUCUCUUGUCUGUGUUGGCCUCAAUGAGCAGGUGCUGCACCUAUGGCUGGAGGUGUUGUGUUCCAGCAUGGCUGCUGUAGAAAAAUGGUAUCACCCAUGGUCAUUCCUUCGCAGUCCUGGAUGGGUCCAGAUCAAGUGUGAGCUCAGGGUCCUGUCAAAAUUUGCCUUCAGCCUGUCCCAAGAUUGUGAGCUACCUGACAAGAAAGAGGAGAAGGAGCAGAGACCACUGAAAGAAGGGGUGCAGGAUAUGUUGGUGAAACAUCACCUCUUCAGCUGGGACAUUGAUGGCUAAAAUGCACAGCGAAAAACAUUUGAACCCUGUCCUGUCUACCUGCGUGUAUUUGAUGUCUCCUCACUGGUUUCUUACAGACUUUCAAUCAUACAUUAGACAAUUGUCGGCAACAAUAAGUGACUACAGACCCUAUCUGUCACAUCAUCUUUCAGCGUUGGACAAUGGCGACGCCCUAAUCAUUACUGAGACUCAUGUCGUCACAGAGGUCGACCAGUUUGCUGAAGCAUGUGUGCAUUAAGGUGCAUACUCUUAUUGUAAUUCAGAUCUAGUGUAGAAUGUUGCACUACAUGGUGAAGACUGUGUAUAAAAGUAAACACUCCCAGCCGUGCUACAGAACAGUGUCUACCUAUGGGACUGGAGCACUCAAUGUCUCCUAACAGUAAGUAAUUUUCAUUACUCACUGCUCUGGCCAUUCAGCGUUUCAUAGCUGAGUGCAUUUUUUGUGCAAGAGUCAGAUGCAUAGUCCAUGCUUUUGCAUUGGUUGCAUGUCUGUAAAAUACAGCAGCAGGUCAUCACCAGGACAGACCCUGGACCUUUUACAUGGUCCUACAUUCCCAAAUCUGAAGACCAAAACAGAACAUUCCUAAACAUGGAGCUGUAAAGUUACAAAUUAUUUUUAGAGGAAUUCUGCUUACCUCAAUAUCAUGAAUUCAACAAAAUAUUUCAUUAAAUACUAAUGUUGCACAUGCCGAGUAAAGCCUUUUCAAAUUGUAAUACAACACUAUGGGCUACCUUAAUAGAGGUAGUAAACAGUCUGCACCUGUAAGACAUAAUGUAAAUGAAGUAGAUAAAUAUUUUUUUGUGUUGCAAUCUACAGUAAAUAAAUGUUACAUAUAAGUUCUGUUUUUUUUUUUUUUUUGUAUAUACACAACUGUCGCUUGUGACUAAAUGUGCCCUUGCAAUUUAAAGUAAUUCAGAAUAGAACUUUAGUCAUUCCUAGUUGACUUACUGAUUUCCAAAUUGACCUUUAGUUCUGGUUUAGAGCUGCAGAAAACAAGGAAUUGUCUAUUUAUUCUAAAUGUUGACUAGAUUAUGGUUGCCUAAAAUUUGGGACUUAAGAGGUUGGAAAUGUUGUCAAAACUGUUGUGAUGAAAGGGAAUUUUAUGUUCACUUGUUACAUUUUUAGCAGGGUACUUUUAAGAUACUUUGCUUUACUUUCAUAGCGAACAUUUUGUUGUUUUGUCUGUUAUUCCUGCCAAACUCAUUAGAUCUCGCAGGUGUUAUGCUUGAAACUGUCAUGUAAUUUGAGUUAUGAAUUUUUUUGACUUACAUUGUUAAUUGUAACUUUCCUGUGUGCAGAAAACUCAGUCAACUUAGUCUCCUGUUUUACAGGAUUGCAGCUAUCGUAGCCUGUGUAAAUUUAUUUCUAUUGUCAAAAAUUUACAACUGAAAUACAUAGAAUAUUCUGCUCUCUGGUGUCCACUCAAAGACAAUCCAGCAAAUAGUUGUCACUUUACACUUGCAUGUGGAACUGACUAGACUACACAAGACUACACAUGAACACUCCUCUGCUUCAAUGAGUUACAUUAUAUUGAUGAAAAAGAUCGUGAUAAACAUACUGGAAACCCAUCCAGAUAUUUUUUCACAUUAAUAGAUUACACAGUAUCAAGAUUGUUAAUGUGUACUGAAGAAAUCUGAGAAAAACAAACUAUACAAAGAGAGGCACUGUUGAAAAGUUCAGUAAAGCUUGUUUAUUAAUGGUCAGUUUUUAGCUGCAGUGUGUGUUAAAAUGUCACAACAUGUUAUAACAGCAACAGGCCAUAACGCAUGGGGUACUAGAGUUACAAGUAGCACUGCAAGUACUGCAUGUCUUAUAAUCAUUAGCAACUGUUGGAGUGACAAGAUUAUGUGCUAUAUUUGUUUGUACUAACACGAUUGGUAUAAGGUCUGGAACAUGGCUGAUUGACAGUGGUAGCGUGACAGAUACUACUCAAUCUAAAAGUGCAAGUGAGAGUAGGUUGAAAGAUCAAAGACCACCAGUGUGAACGUUCUGCAUGUAUGCCAAAUAAAUAACUGACAGUUAU